CCCUAUCCCAGGGGGCUGCCAGUCAUCGCGUACCCCCGCAGCUUAGCAUUCGGCGCUUUUACUAUUGUGCUGCAAAUGAUGAGAGAGCAGCGCGGUUACACCUCGCCUUAAACUUUGCAUUUUAAGUACCCCUUUCACUGCCUAAGCGGGUCGCUUAUGACACAAAUGGAGUGAGAGAGAAAAACUGAGAGUGAGAGAGCGCUCCGCGGCCAGCUUUACCAGGCUCAUUCUCGGCAUGUAACAUGCACAGCAACAUGAUUGGAAAGCUGACGAUUUACUCAUUAAAAUCACGCCGCACCGCUGCACAUCACGAACGAGGCGGCAACGUGGGCUGAAUGAGUUGCGCAGUUGUGCCUGCUGUUUGUUUUUUGGGCAGCUGGGACCCCGCGAUUUGCUCUGUCAGUGCAACAGAUCAGAGCUGACAGUCCUGUCGUGUUCCAACAUCUCGCGUAACUGAGACUGAUCUGGGAAACCACUUUAAUUUCACACAUAGCUGAAGAGACAUUGCUGUGGCCGAGAAAUGCCACGAAGUGGCCGGUAUUUUACACCUAGAUGAAGAAGUGCACUUUUACGCUUGGGCUCUGGAAUAUCACAGCUUUGCCGGGCAUCUGUCAUUCUUUUUCCUUUUCUGUCUGCCCUGGUGUAUGAGGGUCCGAUUGGACUACACCCACCCUAAAUCGCGUAAGCAGCUGAGCUCAGAGCGCAGCGGGAGUGGAGAGCCCCAUGCAGCCGCCAAGGGAGAGGAGAGAGGUGCGACCCCGAGCUGAAUGGAUGGGCAUGGGGAAAGGGCCGGGACCCUCAGCCCUGGGAAUCGGCGAGAUCCUUUUGGUGUUUGCUUGCAUCUUCCCAGCAGUGAGUUUGCAGUGUAAGAUCCUGAAGUGCAACGCUGAGUUCUGGACAGCCACUUCUGUCUCCCACAACUCUGGAACUGAAGAGGCCUCGGAGCACUGCACAGCCUUGCGAGCAUAUGCCCACUGUGUUAGGAGGACGGCGCGUACCUGCCGGGGAGACCUGGCCUACCAUUCUGCAGUGCAUGGGAUUGAGGACCUCAUGAGCCAGCACAACUGUUCAAAGGAAGGCCCCACAUCCCAGCCACGCACCCGCACUUCCCUGCUAUCUUUGCCUGACAGCCAGGAGCGCUCCGAUGGCCCUGAGAUCUGUCAUUAUGAGCGCAGUUUCCACAAGCACUCUGCACCUCCCAAUUAUACUCACUGCGGCCUGUUUGGGGACCCACACCUGAGAACUUUCAGUGACAUCUUCCAAACCUGUAAAGUCAAGGGGGCCUGGCCUCUCAUAGACAAUAAAUAUCUAUAUGUGCAGGUGACAAACUCUCCAGUGUUACCACAGUCAACGGCAACUGCAACAAGCAAGCUUACAAUCAUCUUCAAAAAUUUUCAAGAAUGUGUCGACCAAAAAGUCUAUCAAGCAGAAACAGAUGAGCUUCCUGCUGCAUUUGUCGAUGGCUCCAAAAAUGGUGGUGAUCGGCAUGGGGCAAACACCCUACGUAUCCUGGAGAAAGCUCCCGGGCAGCAUGUAGAGAUCCAGGCACGUUACAUCGGCACCACUAUCGUGAUUCGACAAGUUGGCCGCUACCUGACAUUUGCCAUCCGCAUGCCUGAGGAGCUUGUCCAUUCGACUGAGGACAAGGAGAGUCAGGGACUGUACUUGUGUCUCCGUGGCUGCCCACUAAGUGAACGGAUUGACUUCCGGACCUUCCGGGCAAAAGCAGCUGAAAAUGAGCCGGCAAUAGGUGGAAGCAGGCCACCUGUUUCUGCUGAGGGAUUCACAUAUGAGUCAGCCACAGCCAAGUGCAAGGAAAGGCUUCCUGUAGAGGAUUUGUACUUUCAGUCAUGUGUGUUUGACCUGCUUACAACAGGAGAUGUGAAUUUCACCAUGGCUGCUUAUUAUGCCUUUGAGGAUGUCAAAAUGUUACAUUCAAACAAAGAAAAAUUUCACAUCUUUGAAAGGACCGGAGAUCUGACACCAGGGAACUCUGCUCCUGGGAGGCCAGAUGUGAGAAGCAUCUCUUCCCUAUGCAUCCUCAUGGUGCUGUUUUGGAUUCAGUGCUGUUUAGUGCAUCUUUAGUCGUGUUUAUUUUGUGUCCUCUUAACUAGGUGGUUUGGAUCUGUGAGAGACACUCGUGCGUUGGGAUUGCACCUCCGCACUGCAGACAGAAGAGGCAGGCUCUUGUGCCAGAUCAGAGCUGGGAUUCCCGGCUCUUGUCCUCUUGCAUCAAGCCUGUUAGAUGUCUGUUGUGUCGGUGGCAGGGAUGGAAGAUGCCUAGUCUUCCUAGCCACAAAAUCUUUGUGUGUUAACCUCCACCAGAAGGCCAGUGAACUAAACAUGGAGUGAACCUGCAACUUCCUUUACAAGAUGCACUUCCUCUCAAGUUGUUAUUACUUCCUGUGUGUUACCUGAGCACGUUACCUGAGCCACAUUCCCUCCCUAUGUGAUUACAAAUAUCUAAAUACUAUUUUUUAUUGCAGAUUGGUUCAAGUAAGUGAUCCCUUUACAGCAAAUCCCAAAAGAAAAUUGACUCUGAGUAGAAGCUGGACUAGGAGCAGUGUGUACAUUUGAUCCAAAGUAGCCUUCUUCUUUACACUUAUUUUAGGUUAUUAGGAGUCCCACCAACAUUUUAGACUUGUGUCACCGACAGCCUAUAAUUCUAAUCUUUGGGCUAGCCCAUGUCUACCUAUUGCUGAGUUUUCAAAAACAAACUGACAGAGCACUGUAGGGUCUGAAUAGCUGUCGAUUCCUUAGGUAAUCCUAGUCAUGUGGGAAGACCAGGCUGAUCGCACCCAAACACUGUCUAGAAGUGUCAGCCAGUUUGUUGACAAAAUAUCAACAAUUAGACAGUAUUCGAGCAACUAACCCCAGAUACCAGCCCACCAGGUCACAGAUGGGCAACUACUAAUUCCCUAAACACGGUUGUCAUAAUUGAGCGAUAGAACUUCAUCAGCAAGGUGUUUUAGGUCAAACCUUGGACUGUUGAAAGGACUAUAACUAUUGGGCUAACUGGAUGCUUCCCAACAUGGCAUCUGAAUCCCAACCUUCCAGAUUCUUGGUAUCAGAUGGAAGUGCCAGACAUAAAAUUGUAGAAUGAAAUCCAACUGCAGGCUACCUGAACCAUUUGAUUGUGCAGUGAUCUAACAUGUUUGUCAAAUUUAACCUUUUACUUCAACAGCUGUGAGAUGCAUUUCUUUAGCUGAAACAGUUAUGCCAAUUCUAAGCUAAAACCUUCCACUGGCAGGACUAUAUAACAAACUCUUUGCUUGCCUGCCUCGCAUGUUUUUUCAUAAAUAAUUCUAAUCCUUGCUGUUAGGGCAGUUAGCACACGUAGAUGUGUGCCUUGGUUGAUAUUGUAGGUCCACCUUGCUCCCCAAGCUCAGAGUGUUGGUUCAAGCUGCAUUAGCUCCAUUUAGAAUUAAGAGUCAUCACUUGUACAGGAGCUCAUUGACUUGAAAGAGGUGUUUGCUGGAUAGGGCAUGACUCUCCAGGUGUAGCAUUUUAGUUUCUGUCCAUACAUAUUUAAAAUAUUAACUGUAUUAUUAUAUUAUGCAUUAUUUUAUGAUGUAUCAUAUUUUAUUUAAGAUGGAAACUAAUCUGUUAAAGUGAUUGCUUAUGGGCUUGCUUUGGCUAAAAAUAAAACCAGCCCCAUAUUUUGGGCUGUUGCAGUCAAGUAGCACUGAACCUGGCGAAAGUGAGUGCAGACUGCGCCUGUAGAACUGAGUGUGCCUCGAGCAAGUAGCUGACAGAGAGGCGGCACUGCUGGGCCUGUUUUGACACCUGUUGCUCCCUAUACCUGGGAGACGCUGCUUUGUUCUUUGCCAAAGAGCAGGACCCGCUGCCAAGAAGUUCUGAAGCAGCUUAACCUUUUCCAUUCCACCCAUUAAGAAGCUUGGGAGUGUAUUUCUCAUCUGGAAUCUCAGGAUGACUAAAUGGAAGGGGUACCAAGGCGGAACAGAUUGCAUAGGUUAAUAUUAGACAUGGCUUGUGCAUUGAGAAAGCAGCGAUGCUAAUCAUUGUGAAACGUCUGAAAAAAAAAAACGGUAAUAACAGGUGGGCACUUUUAAAUGUCAAGCCAGCCAAGUUUCUCAGUCCUGUUUGUUCCCUCCAUCUCUGUCUACUUCUGUUAUAGUCACUUACUAGAAGGGGCUUGUUAUGGGAGUUAUGAUUUCCCACCCAAGUUUGGUGACUUGUAAGAAACUAAAAUAAUAGGAGUCCAAUCAGACCACACAGGUGAAGUCGUAUUUGUCAAGCCAUUGUAGGUUUCACCUGUGGCAGUGGUCAUUAUCCAGUGUUUUGAUUUAGAAGUGAUGAGUUAAUCUACAGCUAAAUCUCCAUAUUUAUAGAAGGGUGUGGUUUUAUCUGGCUGCAUUUUUAGCAUUUUAGAUUUUUUAAAAAGUGAAAUCAUUUUAUGAUCUGCAUGCUAAAUGUACUGAAUGGGCUUGAUAUGGCACCUUUCCUCCCACUUAAUCUAUGAUAUGUGUGUAAUAUUAUGUUAUCAAACAGGGAGUUACGAUUCAGGCCAGAGUUAGAAAGAGCUUUCCAGGAGAUGUUGGAGUAAGGGAGUAAUCAACUUUCAAUUUUUUUUUGUCUGACACCUUGAUAUGAUUUCUGCCACAUGGCAUAUAAUUGGUGUAAGUAUCCAGGCCGAAUUGUGGUUCACAGGUUCAGCUCUGGGAGGAGUAUGGUAGAUUUGUAAGUUCAGUGAUGGCUAAGCAAAUUCAUACACAGAGAAAGUUGAGAAAAGAAGUUCUGAACACCUUAUCCAGUAGAUGAUCAUAGAAGCUGGGGUGUAAAGUAUGCUCUAUCAGGGUAUCAUUGAAAGUGUGCUGUGGGUCAGUCUUUAUUAAAAUGAUGGAAUAAAUGAGAACUUCUCACAACAGAUAGCCAGAGACAGGUGGUCAUGAAGGCAAAGGUUUCUUGUAACCUCUUCAAACAUAUCAAAAUGUCCAUCCAAUUAUUGUGCCCCCGUGUUUUUUAAGUAGAUCAACCCUGGCUGCACAAGACGCAGAUUAAAAAAACCAGCCUGGGAAAUGGCACAAGUCCAUCACAGGUGAGGAGCUGUGAAAUAGCAGUGCUAGUCACUGGGCCACUCAUUCACCAAAUAGCUCUAACAGCAUUUGGUAGAAAAGUUUUAAGAAAGGAAGUAAAUGAGUUACAACUGUCAGAUUAUCUCUCAGAAACACUUUUUUUUGUCGAUAAUCACAUUUUGCCAAUAUUUUUUGUAUCUGAGUGGCUUUCAAGGUUAAGGUUUGAAGGCAGCUGUGGUUUUCAUUGUUUCUUUUUGUAUUACUAAGAUAAUUGGAACUGCAUUUUGGAGGACACGUGGAAACUCACCCCCAGUGGAAUAUCAGAUUUCCCAUUUAUUAGGGAGCAUCGCCAAGUCAGCCAGACACACAACUUUUAAUCAACUCUUUUCCAUCGUAUAUUUCACCGUGUUGGGUUGUCUUGCACAGAAAACAAAGAAAAUGGUUAGCAUCGCCCUGAAGUACUGGUGAAUUCUACCAAACGCCGUUCUACAAAAAUGAUUGUAACGUCAAGACUUGCUUCACUUGUUGUAACUUAUAUUAUGGAUAUAAUAUAUAAACCUCCCAUGUGACUGUACAUGAAAAAGUGGUAAAAGUGUCCAGAUGUAUUUUUCUUUUGGAAAAAAAUGUGUUUACCUGUUGUUUUCAAAGCUUCUAUUGUGUAAAACCGAUUUUGUGACUGUGGAGGGUGGGGAGAGGGAAGGGUGGGGGGCUUUUCAUAAAGGGAAAUAAACAAAUUGGAAGGUGACACAAGCAUCCAGCUUGCGCCUCUGCAUCUUUCUGUUGAGUUCUCUUGAGAGUGAGCUCUUUUGCCUCAGGAGGUGUUGUGGCCAUAUUUGUCUUGACUUGUAUUCUUUUACUCCUUCCAAUGAGGAUGUCAACAUGUUGAGGAGGACUCAUAAUGUUGGAAUUCACUUUAUAGUUAAUGAAGACCCCAAAUGCAGUUCAGCUUUUUGCAAAUAAUCCCUGUGGCUAUUAUAAGGGACAGAUUAGUGUCAAACAGAAGUGACUUAUAAAAAAUUCAAAGCGGGUAAAGAGUAGGCUACUUUUUAGUGCACUCAGCCCUCUGUACUUAACCAUCAGAGCAGCUACCCCACUUACCCAGCUAUUAUUUUAGUAUCCGUGUCAGGGAAUCCUGCUCCAGAUCCAGAAAGCGAUUUGUUUUUUUUAUUCUUUUUUUUCAGAAUUAAUGAGGUGUCCAUAUUGUCCAGGCUGCACAUAUUUGAUCAGAGGAACUAGUCGUCAUUAACGCUGGAAACACAGAGUCCCUGCCAGCAUUUAUGUAUAUUAUCCUCAGCUUGUUCAUAACAUCCCUCAGCCACUCAUCUGUCUCUGUGUGUUAUAGUUGUUGUUCCGUGUGAGGGACACUGAAAUUCACUCUCGAGAAAACUCACAGAUUUUUUUUUUAUUUUUAUAAAGCUGUAUGGAGUGUUGUUUGAAAUGUGUGGUGCACUUCACUGAAAACUGUACUGUUGGAAAUGAUCUCACUAUGAUUCUUGUGAGAAGGUGCUGCACUUCUGAUCUAUGGCUACCAGGGGCAUUAGUCCACAUUAGUGCACCCAGAAUGGUUGGAUUUUGCCAUGUUGUUUUGCUUCUUUUUUAAUGAAAAGCACUUUAUUUUUUUCUUCUUUUUUGCCCAUCAUUGGGUUAAGUUCUUUGUGUGAAUAGUGAGCAGCAAAUGACUGCUGAAAAAGUUCCAUAUGAUUUAUGGUAAAAAUAAUUAAUGGAUAAACACAGUGAAAGUCUAUCCCAUGAAAGAUCAAAGUUGUGUUUGUAUGUAGAAAAGAAGCGGACUGUGACCGCAUGUAUAUAGUGUAAAUUAUUUAUUGAGAUGAAAAUUAAAGUUUGUUUUUGGAACU
Messenger RNA from Erpetoichthys calabaricus (reedfish), 6892 nucleotides. It is a transcript of the gene rgma, whose product is annotated as repulsive guidance molecule BMP co-receptor a. The coding region runs from base 724 to 2085 and encodes 453 amino acids. The record is from RefSeq and is a predicted model, not a curated record. The transcript is spliced from 4 exons. Gene Ontology annotation, molecular function: coreceptor activity. Lineage: Eukaryota; Metazoa; Chordata; Cladistia; Polypteriformes; Polypteridae. Gene Ontology annotation, cellular component: plasma membrane. Gene Ontology annotation, biological process: BMP signaling pathway.